CUCUGCCUUCACUCGGACGAUUUCAGCCAUUUGAAGGGGCACCUAUAUUUUCCAGCAUCCCGGAACAUAUAGGCAAAUGGAGCAAACGUAUGGAGAGGUGAACCAGUUAGGCGGCGUGUUCGUCAACGGGAGACCCCUGCCCAAUGCCAUCCGAUUAAGAAUAGUGGAGCUGGCCCAGCUCGGGAUCAGACCCUGUGAUAUAAGUCGACAGCUCCGGGUCUCCCAUGGCUGUGUAAGCAAGAUUUUGGCAAGGUACAACGAGACGGGCUCCAUCUUACCCGGUGCCAUCGGUGGAAGCAAACCGCGGGUCACGACGCCUAACGUGGUGAAAAAUAUCAGGGAAUACAAACAAAGUGACCCCGGGAUCUUUGCCUGGGAGAUCCGGGACAGGCUUUUAGCAGAUGGAGUUUGUGACAAGUACAAUGUCCCGUCGGUUAGCUCGAUCAGCAGGAUUUUACGCAACAAGAUUGGAAAUCUCUCCCAGCCGAACCAGUACGAGAGCAAGCAGGCCUCCACACAGGCCGGGCUCUCCUACAACCACAUAUACCCGUAUUCCUACCCCAACACCAUGUCACCCACUGGCACUAAAAUGGGCAACCCUCCUGGAGUACCGGUGACAGCGGGACAUAUGAGCAUUUCCAGAGCCUGGCCUUCUGCACACACCGUCAGCAACAUCCUCGGUAUACGCGCCUUCAUGGAUCCUGCAGCCAUUGCUGGGACGGAGGGUUACGCACCGAAGAUGGAGGAGUGGAGCAGCGUCAAUAGAGCAGCCUUCCCCGCAGCUCACACAGUCAACGGGAUAGACAAAUCAGCCAUAGAUGCAGACAUCAAAUACGCACAGCCCUCAUCUACACUGUCCAGUUACGUGUCCGCGUGCGCGUACUCUCCCACCAACCAGUACGGGGUGUACAGCGGGCCUGCGGGCGGCUACGUGGCCCCGAGCCACCAUCAUUGGCAGCCACAGAGUCCGGCCCUGUCCCACCCGGGCGGCGGGAUGGGCAUGCACGCGGGAGAGAUCCACUCACCGAUGACCUUCAAGCACCAGGCCCGAGAAGGAGACAGAAAGCCCCCCAGUCCCCUGAGCAAACAACAACAUGAAGACUUGAACAGCGUGCACGGACUCAGCCUCCCUACCUCAUCAUCAUAACCGGGACUUAUACCACCUUAAAUAACAACGCCCUUUAAACCGAACUCAUUUCAACAACUCCAACAGUAAGUGUGAACACUACCGGCUUGUUUCACCCCCGAGUCUGUGGAGCUGGCAGUCCCACACAGGCCUCUUGAAUACAGUGGAGCUCUAUGGGCCUGCAUGGCCACAUGAAUGUAAGUUUGCAUGGAUGUUCCCCCUCAUUGGUUGAUAGCUCAUUCUCUUCAGUGACAUUACUUCAUCCUUUGGCUGUGCAUUCCCUCACGGAGAGGGCAGGAAUUUAAAAAAAAAAUAUCAAUCCAUUUUGUUUCAUUUUAAAGUGCUAUUUUAUAAUCCGCCAAAUAAGACUUUUUGAUGAUCUCGACUCUCAGUAACUCAACGAUGUGAACAAAGAUAUAAUUGUCUAAAUGUAAAAUAUUUG
Molecule: messenger RNA, 1568 nt
Organism: Cheilinus undulatus (humphead wrasse)
Lineage: Eukaryota; Metazoa; Chordata; Actinopteri; Labriformes; Labridae
Gene: pax1a
Product: paired box 1a
Exons: 5
Coding region: 77-1147 (356 amino acids)
Biological process (GO): regulation of transcription by RNA polymerase II; anatomical structure development
Molecular function (GO): RNA polymerase II cis-regulatory region sequence-specific DNA binding; DNA-binding transcription factor activity, RNA polymerase II-specific
Source: RefSeq, a predicted model, not a curated record